AUGCAUCUCGACAAGGCUCGAAUUCCACUAAUCAGCGCCUACCUAUCUGAGAUAUAUGUCCAGACCGAACCUAGCGUAUACCGGCUAGACUUCAAGUCGCAAGAUUACAAAAGGGUAGGAACAUUCGUUCUCCAACAAACAGGGGAUCGAGACGAUGGUCUCCUUCAUACUCCAUUCUCUGCCAGUACGUCGUCGGACGAAGUCCUCGAAGUAGCGAGGGGUUGGAUCCAUGAUUGCUUAUACAAAAAGAAUCAUGAUGGCAGCAAGAAACAUGCUGCAUGCCCUGGGAUAGACCCUCAAAACCCUUGGUAUCCAACACGGCUAAUCGACCUUGGCCUCGUGGCGGAUUCGGGAAAGCCCGGCCAGCGCGUGAAUCCUGAGCAGGUGCGCCUUGUGGUAACGAACGAGGACGAACCCAAGAAAGGGGAUGUUUACGUGACGUUGAGCCAUUGCUGGGGCAAGGCAAACUUUUUGCGGCUUGAAGAGGGGACCAUUUCGGAGUUUCAAAAAGGUAUCCGACUAGAGACCUUGCCCAAGACGUUUCGCCAUGCGAUCAGCUUCGCGCGCAGGCUAGGACGCAAAGUUCGAUAUAUCUGGAUUGAUUCGCUGUGCAUUAUCCAAGGUCAAAGCGAUGCCCAACGGAGAGACUGGCUCAACGAAUCUGCAAAGAUGUACGAAAUAUACAAGAAUUCCUACUGCAAUAUAUCAGCAACUGCAGCCACAGACAGCGAGCAGGGCCUGUUCUUCGAUCGGGAGCCACGGGAAUUAUGGGAAGACGAAAUCAACCUGAACGUUGACGGCAUUCCGGGUAACAAGCAAAGCCACAAACACCCCAUCAAGCGCUGCUCCGUUCUUGAUUUGUCCUUCUGGGAGCGAAAUGUGGACGAUGCGCCUGUAAACAGAAGAGCAUGGGUACUUCAAGAAAGACUCAUGGCCCCGAGAGUACUACAUUUCUGUCAGAACCAAAUUGCCUGGGAGUGUGGCAAGCUUGAUGCCUCAGAAUCAUUCAGAGACGGCCUACCAAGCUAUCGCCUCAACAGGAGUGACGUUGUGCCCAGCCGUGGACUGAAGGGUCUCCCGGAACCGGAACUCAACGGUCAGAAUCUCUGUACUAGUAUUGCUGUCUAUCAGCGCUGGAAACGUGUGGUGGAAGUUUAUUCCAAGACCAAGCUCACAAACCCUAGCGACAAGCUCAUCGCUCUUUCGGGGAUUGCCAAGAUGAUGUCAAAAGAGGUCGGUGAGACGUAUGUUGCAGGUCUAUGGAAGGAAUACCUCGCAAGUCAACUUCUGUGGAGAGUCGAUCCAGUAUAUGAGAACGGAGUAUUUAACUACCCCUCUAAACGCCCGGAAUUAUAUCGAGCACCUUCGUUUUCCUGGGCUGCAGUCGAUGCGCCACAGGGAAUAUUGUACGGCGAAAUUACCAACGAGGGUCUUUUGAUUGAAGUAGUGGAAGACCAUGUGCUCCCGCCGCCGGACACAACUGACAAGUUCGGGUUAGUGCAGAGCGGACAUGUGAAAGUUAAAGGUAUUUUGAAGAAGAUUGAAAUGCGAAAAGACCCGAAGAUAGUGUCGAGCAACCUCUUUAAGAGAAAAGAAACCACACGCUAUGCUUGGAGAUUGGAUUCGAAAUUGGACGGACUAACCGGCGAGUGGUACAGCAAUGUGUUCUUGGACAGUCCAAAUAGCGACCUCGAUAUCUUUGGUCCCGAGGGUAAUUUGUACUGCCUGCCAGCGCAAACGGAUUCCGAAAAAUACUUGAUAUGCCUUCUAUUGCAAUUAGAAAAGAAAGAAAGCAUGUGGACGAAAAGUUUCAGACGCAUUGGCACUACUAAAAUCCCGCCCUACAAUUCAAGCGGCCAGAAACGGGUGCUUGCACUCUCGGGAGACGAACUCGCAGUUCCAGAUGGGAAUUGGGAUGCAAGGGCUAAGAGGCACACUAUCCGGAUUGUUUGA
This is a messenger RNA of Venustampulla echinocandica, 1953 nucleotides long. RefSeq lists its product as uncharacterized. The transcript has 3 exons. Lineage: Eukaryota; Fungi; Ascomycota; Leotiomycetes; Helotiales; Pleuroascaceae. The coding region runs from base 1 to 1953 and encodes 650 amino acids. The record is from RefSeq and is a predicted model, not a curated record.